Sitodiplosis mosellana (orange wheat blossom midge) is the source of this 726-nucleotide messenger RNA. RefSeq names its product BTB/POZ domain-containing protein 6-A-like. The record is from RefSeq and is a predicted model, not a curated record. Lineage: Eukaryota; Metazoa; Arthropoda; Insecta; Diptera; Cecidomyiidae. The transcript has a single exon. Bases 1 to 726 code for a protein of 241 amino acids. Gene Ontology annotation, molecular function: protein binding.
AUGUAUCUCAACGAGAGAUUGGCCGACGUUCAUUUCAAGUUCAAAGUAGAUGAUGAAGUUCAAAGGGUUCCAGCAAACAAAAGUGUAUUGGCAGCUCUAAACCCGGUAUUUGAUACGAUGUUCUUUAGAUCGUUGCCAGAGAAAGGAGACGUUCCCAUUCCCGAUGCGGAUGCCGAUGGAUUCAAGGAAUUUCUCCGGGUGUUCUACCUGGGUGAGGUGACAUUAACCAUGGAAAAUAUCGAGACCGUUGUUCGUUUGGCCGACAAAUACGAUGUCCUCGAACAUGUCAAUGCAUGUGCCGUGUUUCUCAAAGGUCAAUUGACAUUGGAUAUUAUAUGCUGGGGCUAUCAGUUAGCUGUGAAUCUCGAAAAUGAAGAAUUGAUCGAAUAUUGUGAGGAGAAAAUCAUCAAAUCGCCGAAGGGUGUCUUCGUCACCGACGCAUUCAAACGCUGUGACAAAAGUAUUUUGAAGCGAAUUUUCGAGCUGGGUUUGAUUUGCGAGGAAACCAAUGUAUUCGAUGCCUGUUUGACGUGGGCCAAAUACGCAUGCGAACAAGAUGAUUUGGAUGCAACACAAGCGGUGAAUUUGAGAACUCAACUCGGCGAUUGCUUGAAGUUAAUUCGAUUUGGCCUCAUGAAAAUUGAAGAAUUUAGUAAACGUUAUGUAUUGCAUAAAGGGCUGGGCUAUUUACAAUGGAAGAGCUUGAAGAUAUUAUGCUUUCAUUGA